AUGACAAAGCUUCAGUCAGUCCUCGUCGUUGGAGGAUGCGGUUUCGUGGGACAUCACAUCGUUGACCAUCUUCUGGCCAAAGACAACAACAUCAAGAUUUCUGUGAUGGGACGGUCGAACGGACAACACCGAAGGCCUCAAGUCGAAUACUUGGAGGGCGAUCUGCUCUCGGAGAGCUCCGUACACUCGAUCUUCCAGAAAGUCAACCCCCAAGUCGUGAUCAACACAGUCGCCCCAACCACCUUCCCUCAGAAAGGGACACCCGAGUCGCAUUACAAGAUCAACGUGGAUGGAACCUUGAACUUGCUCAGAGCUGCUGCCUCUUGCCCUGCCACUGCAGGAUUCAUCUACACCUCCUCAGCGCACACUGUCCUCGCGACCGACUACACCGGCGCAAAGGAGUCGGAUCCUGUCGAUGGGAAUCGCGACAGUCGUCGAUUUCCGACUUCAUCCAAAGCUAUCGCUGAUGCUGUAACUCUGGCAGCGAACAACUCUUUGCCUAUUGACGCCGGAGGUCUUCGCACAGCCACCAUCAGACCCUGCGUCAUCUUUGGUGAAGACGACUCGCAGCUUCUGCCGACCGUGCUUUCACAGCUGGACAACAAUCAGCAGAACUUCCAAAUCGGACUCAACUCUGCCCUGUAUGAUUUCGUCUACGUUGGGAAUGUCGCGGAGGCCCACAUACUGGCUGCUGAGGCGCUUGUACGUGAAGCAGCUGAGGGAUCGGAGAAAUGCAAGCAAGUCAGUGGCGAGUCGUUCUUCGUUACGAACGAUGAUCCGCAACACUUCUACGACUUCAUGAAGAAGGUCUGGGCAGCCAGCGGUUAUGAUGUGUCCAAGCUCAAGCCUAGAGUCAUUCCUACGAAGGUCGCACUGGGGUUAGGCAGCGCAAGCGAUCUGGCAACGUGGGCUUUCACGCUCGGCAGAAAGUCUCCUUCUUCCUUGUCUCGAGAAAGCAUUGAGCACUUGUGUCUCAACCGUACUCAUGACAUCUCCAAGGUGAAAGAACGCCUGCAUUAUACUCCGUUAGUUUCGGUCGACGAAGGAAUCAGGCGUGGAGUAAAGAGUCUGUCGUAA
Molecule: messenger RNA, 1077 nt
Organism: Aureobasidium pullulans EXF-150
Lineage: Eukaryota; Fungi; Ascomycota; Dothideomycetes; Dothideales; Saccotheciaceae
Product: NAD(P)-binding protein
Exons: 1
Coding region: 1-1077 (358 amino acids)
Biological process (GO): steroid biosynthetic process
Molecular function (GO): 3-beta-hydroxy-Delta5-steroid dehydrogenase (NAD+) activity
Source: RefSeq, a predicted model, not a curated record